Molecule: messenger RNA, 747 nt
Organism: Fibroporia radiculosa
Lineage: Eukaryota; Fungi; Basidiomycota; Agaricomycetes; Polyporales; Fibroporiaceae
Exons: 5
Coding region: 1-747 (248 amino acids)
Molecular function (GO): oxidoreductase activity, acting on the CH-OH group of donors, NAD or NADP as acceptor
Source: RefSeq, a predicted model, not a curated record
AUGCCUUCUUACCUUAUCACAGGAGCUAGCCGUGGCAUCGGCCUUGCCAUGGUUGCUGCGCUACUCGAGCAGCCUGACACCUUCGUUGUUGCCGCCGCACGCAGCCCGAAGCAGUCCAAAGGCCUCCAGGAGUUGUCUGCGAGAUACAAGGACCGGCUGGCGCUGAUUGUGAUUGACUAUGCCAACUUCGCUAGUAUCGAUGAGGCUGCCAAACAGGCAGCUGCUGUGCUCCCUGAUGGACUUGACUACCUCAUCAGUAAUGCAGGAGCUGCAUUGCAGAGUCCCAUAGGAUUUGAGGACAUCGAUGUGAAUGUUUUCGAAGAGGAACUCCGUAUAAACGCAGUGGCGCCCGUCCAGGUUGUGCGCGCUUUCCUUCCUCUAGUCAAAAGGGGAAAGGAGAAGAAGAUUGUGCUCGUCACGUCUGAGCUUGGCUCGCUCGAGAAGGCUCCCGUUUUCACCACUCUCGCGAUCACUUACUCUGCCACGAAGACCGCGUUGAACAUAAUUGCACGCAGAUGGGCUCCUGUGCUCGCAGAAGAAGGUAUUGCUACGAUUCUUAUUCACCCUGGCUGGGUCGACACGGAUUUGGGCAAUGAGAUCAAUGAGUGGAUCGCAGAUCAUUUCCCUGGGAUGUCGAAGAUAUCGGUCGAUGAAUCUGUAAAAGGGUGCCUGAAGGUGUUCAAGGAUGCUCAGGUUGAGAAGGCCAUCAAGUACUACAACUAUGACGGAACGACGCAACCUUGGUAA